AACAUCGGGGUAUCUAUCUUUCUACAACUUCUCAAUCGAUCAAUACUCAAGCCUUUCUUAGCGGAAUUGGUCUAAAUUGCUGAACCAAAUCUGGUAUUUCUGAACGAUUAACAUUUGUUUUCAGGUUUAAUUUAUUUCAAACUGAUCUGUUCCUUGUGGUGGUUCAAUCUUCAAAUUUUAACAACUGAAAUUAAAAACACACUUGAUUGGCAUGUUCAUUUUACAGUGGUCGAAAUAACACUCAACUUUUAAUUUUCACUCAACAUUUUCAGCCGAUUCUUUUUUUUGAUCAUGUCCAUCUAUCGUUUUGGAUUGCAAAGUGUCAGCAAUUAGAAAUCAGAGCUUUUGCCACUUCAAUGAACCUAUUUUGUUUCCAAAAUAUAUAUGCCAAAAUCUGCUAAAUAUAUUUUCCCUUUUGGAUUUUUCUCUCAGUAUUUAUACAAAAUACUUGACUCCAAUUUUGAUCAAUCAAAUUCUCAUUCAUGCAGCAAUGUAGCAUAAUAUUUUUCACUUUUCAGUUUUUCUAUUAAAAACCUAUUCUGAUUGGUUAAUUUUAUGAUUGGAUCUUUUCGUCAUACUCAAUUUACUACUGUCCAUCGCUUUUUUACCAGACUGAAUCUGCUGGUAUAUGAGUACAUGUGAAUACAUUUCCCCUUAUUCUUACGGACCACCACACCAAUCCCUACCUUGUCAAUAUUCAUUAUUUAACUCGGACGCUGAAGUGCGUGUUUAAAGACGUCUGCAGCCGUUUUAAAUGCAUUUUGUAGACAGUUAUCUUACGUAUCCAUUAACAAAGCGAGUCAACUAAAAAAAUCAGCAGACAUUUUUGAAGAUCCAAUUAUUUAUUUUGCAUUUCCAGAUCUUGGAAUUAAAUUUUAAUUGGCGUUUUUUCGGCAUGCUCCGAGACGUUUUGAAAGGUUUAUGUUGACUGUUUGUUUAUUUAUCUGCCAUUUGUGUUCCAAUUUAAUGGGACUUCAUGACACCGAGGGUAGCAAAAACGUCUAAUUCGAUCAAUUCUUCAUUCACUUUCCAAUUCAAUUUUCAUUUUUGCCCGCUGAGGUUUUGCCCAGCUUAGUUGAUGCUCAUUUUCUAUCUAAUUCCGCGUAAACCCGCCUGUUAAUGCGCUUUCAAAUCUCCUUUUAGCCAUCUUCUCUGAUUUUUUUGACAUUUCCAGCCGAAAUUCUCAAAUUUCACUUCCUCUGCGAGUUUUUCCAAUUUCCUCCCAUAUUUUCAUCCCCCAGGUAGUCGUGUAGUCUUCUCAGAUCGACUUGAAUUUGAGCUGGCAUCAUAAAUUGAUUUCUCUGCUUGUAUUUUCUGAUAGAAAUUUGAAAUUUAGACCCCAGGCAUCAAAAAGUCAUCAGGGCAAGAAACGAAUAGAAACACGUCUGGUUUAGUUGACCAUUUAGCCCAAAUAAUCAAAUUCAAAUCAAAGUCUGCCCUCAAAAUUACCCUGGCGGGCUGGAAAAAAGUAGAAUGAAGAACAAGAAAGAGAACAUAUUUUGCAUAUAAUUCAACUUUCAACUCUGCCAUUUUUUCGCCACAUAAACUUUCCCAAUUGCUGAAGUGUGGAAAUUUAUUUCAUUUAAUUAUUUUCAAGCGACUUGCCCCGAAUUUCGAAAAUUGCUCGCUUGGUAUUCCAAGCCUAUACCACAGGACUAGUUGGGAAAUAAAAGUAACCAUAUUUUACGCCUAGCUGAACUUCAAAGCCACUUUUAUUUUUGAUCAUCAAAUUCAGUUGUUCAAAUCAGCCUCUUUUUUGUUGAUAUUGAUGCGAGCUGAGGACUGUGGUUUAUCAAUUAUUCAGACCACUAGCUUCACAGUCAAACCGUGCAACAAUUUUCAUGGAUUUCAUCAUUCUUGAAAUCAACGGUCAAGAUGUGAGCAAGCUAGACGAGGCGAGGGCAGGUCACAUCUUCAUGCAGGCAGAGGAACCCAUUUCGGUCAAGGUCAAACGAAGGGGCAGUAACACACCCAGCGACACUCAAGCAAACAGCCAACAGACGAACAGCCACCUCAAUGCAUGCAAUAAUGACAGCAGUGCUUCCGAACAACACUCGGAAAACGACCUUCUUUCACCCCUCGACCCGACAACUGAAGCAAACUUUCCGCCGAAAAAUGUGUGCACCGAGUGUCAGAAACGAUUUGUGGCGAAUAAGAAGUCGGUGUCGAUUCAGACCGAGGAUGGACAAUUUGAGGAAGGCGGGGUUGUUGUUUCGGGAGGGGGGAGUGGAGCGGAAAUAUGGAUAAGGGAUGCUUCAGUAUUGCAGGGUCACAAGCAAUCCAAUUAUGGAGACGUCGGGUAUAAGGACCUGAUGAGUCAUGAGGACGUGUAUGGGACCCUGGAUGAAUUGGACGAGCUGGAGUUGGCGGACGAGGAAGCCAUCUACGAAGACCUCUACAACCACAUCAUGCCCCUGCCCGCUCCCUUCAAUCUGGUCGAAUACGAGGAUGUGAUCAUUCCCAAGACAGGCAACAAAUUGGGAAUGACUUUGUGCCAUGGAAACGACGACAUUUUUGGCGUGUUCAUUUCCGCACUGGAACCGAAUGGAGUGGCAGCCAGGACUGGAUCGCUCCAGAUUGGAGACCAGAUUCUACAGAUCAACGAGAGUUUGAUUGAGACUAAGGAGCAGGCAUUGGUCCUCUUCAACUCAGUGAAGACAGCCGAUAUCAAAGUCACCGUUGCCAGAUCCAAACAACAGAUGUAUGAGGAGAUUUUAUUCACGGACGACCCCUCGAGUCCCGUCUCCUGUUCACUCUUCCCUAUCAUGGAGGCCAAGUCAUCCGACAACAACAACAGUCGCAACGCCAGCAGCGCCUGCCCCUCCCCCAGAGUGCCCAACUCCCCCUCGGGACAACACCUGCACAAGAUACUGCACCCCCAGAACAACAACAUAACCAAUGCCCCGUCACCCACGCCUCCCGAAGUACCCGAAAGGUACCCUAGUCCCACGAAGGGUCUAGUCUCCAACAAAAACGAAAGUUCAACUGCAGUAACCAAACCACAAAAUAAAACAGACUCAUCUCAUAUUGACAAGCUGAACUCUGCAGUAAAUGAGUAUCCAGAAAUUUCCAGAAUUACAAAACCUCAAAAAGAAGAUAUUUGCACCCAAGUGGGCAGUAAAGAAACUCAGCAGGGUUCAAGCCCGGUCAAAAAAUUGGGUGCGGGUAAAUUGCAACCACAAACGAGGAAUAUGGGACUGGGAGACGUACCGGUGCAGAGUUGUCGUAGAUCGCAGUCGAAACAGAAUUUGCUCGUGUCGACCGAGCGCUUCGACAGCUCUGGGUACUGUAGUUCGAACCUCAAUAGUCCCAAAAUGCUUAGUAAACUUAGCCAUUCGCCCUCAAUUGCAAGUUCAAUCGCACAACACGGUAAACAGUACAGAAGUUACUUGAAGUUAAUUAAAUUAAAGGAUGAAGACUCGGUUUACGGUGUUCCGAUGGGGUUGAUGCCGGACAUAAAAGAUGAAAACUCAAGGUCACCUAAAAACCGAGAUUCAAUUGUGACGUCCCACAGCCGACACAGACGAUCGGCGUCGCAGAUUCGGCAGCGAGCGCAAAAGAUCAAAGAAGAAACGUUGAUUCUUACGACUGACGAUGAGACGCUUUCGGAAUUGAAAAUGGGGAAAUUCUGGACGAAGCAAGAAAGAAAAAGACAGUUUUUGGUAGCUAAGGAGCAUAAGCAACGUCGUUAUAUGAUGGAACGAAGUCGCGCAUUAUACCGCGACAUCCAAAACGCCAAGAAACUGGGAAGCAAUGGUAGCGGUUCCGGAAACGAUGGCAACACAGGUAACGACAAGGUCUUCUCGACAAUGUCUAAGAAGGAACUGAAAGAGAAGAAAGAGAAAAUUCUGGACAAUUUUUGGACCAUCCAAGAACUGCUGGCGCACGGGGGUAGAAUGUCAGACGGCUCUUUACACCCGCUACUAUCCGUCACAACUGUGUGAACAAUUUUUUUUGAACUGAAAAGAAGGAACUGUGAACUUAAUUCCUGAUAAUUCUGAAUUUAAUUUGUUGAUAAACUCGAUUGACUAACCAUUUUUAAAAUGGGCUUAAUAUUGUACAUUUAAAAUUUAAUUUCAAGUUUAGGUUUUCGAUGUUUUUUUCUCCGUACUCGGGCCACGU
Molecule: messenger RNA, 4122 nt
Organism: Symsagittifera roscoffensis
Lineage: Eukaryota; Metazoa; Xenacoelomorpha; Acoela; Convolutidae
Product: PDZ domain-containing RING finger protein 4-like
Exons: 8
Coding region: 1842-3944 (700 amino acids)
Molecular function (GO): protein binding
Source: RefSeq, a predicted model, not a curated record